Telopea speciosissima is the source of this 424-nucleotide messenger RNA. RefSeq names its product two-component response regulator-like APRR1. Gene Ontology annotation, molecular function: protein binding. Gene Ontology annotation, biological process: regulation of flower development. Bases 42 to 419 code for a protein of 125 amino acids. The record is from RefSeq and is a predicted model, not a curated record. Gene Ontology annotation, cellular component: nucleus. The transcript has 2 exons. NCBI's taxonomy places the organism in Eukaryota, Viridiplantae, Streptophyta, Magnoliopsida, Proteales, Proteaceae.
ACAAUUAGUUGGGUUAAUUUACCUUGGACCAGACAAUUAACAUGGUGCAACAACAACAACAACAACAACAUGGACAUCGUCAUCAAUCAGAUAGCCCACUUUCACAUGAGAAUUGUAUCGUUGAAGGGACAAACAAAGUUCGUUGUUAUAGCGCCGAAGAGCGAAAAGAGAGAAUCGAAAGAUAUCGUAGCAAAAGAAGCCAAAGAAAUUUCAAUAAGAAGAUCAAGUAUGCAUGUAGGAAGACAUUAGCAGACAGUCGACCACGCAUCAGAGGCCGGUUCGCAAGGAAUGAAGAGAUUGGAGAGAGUUUUCAAACUCAGUGGACCCAAAUGGCUGGAGAGGAAGAUGAAGAAGACGAUUUUGUUUGGACUAAUUUCCUUAAUGCUCUCUCCACAAAUUUCAUCCCCUUAGAUCCUUAGAGAGC